Spizellomyces punctatus DAOM BR117 is the source of this 594-nucleotide messenger RNA. RefSeq lists its product as uncharacterized. The transcript has a single exon. The coding region runs from base 1 to 579 and encodes 192 amino acids. The record is from RefSeq and is a predicted model, not a curated record. Lineage: Eukaryota; Fungi; Chytridiomycota; Chytridiomycetes; Spizellomycetales; Spizellomycetaceae.
AUGCAGUUUGAAGGCUCGAUCACGACGGAUGGAACCUCAGUGUCUGUAUACCUAAAGCACCCAGAAGCAGACAAGUAUGGAAAGCGCAGAGCGAGAAAGUCAGCAAACAUGGUGGCAGCGGAGGUUAAAGUGCAAUACAUGGAGAAAAACUUACCUGCUUGUCGAGCAGCAGAGAAUGUCGUCGUUAUCGACCCAAACAAGCACGAUAUUCUCUACUGCCAAGACAACAGUGGUAUGACAUUUCGCUACACCGCCAACCAGCGAGCUGUGGAGACUGGAAGCCGUCGAUUUGCAACAGAACGGCAGCAGAUGAAGAAGGAAGCGGGAAUGGACCUCAUAGAAUCACGUAUCCCUAGUCACAAGACAAUGAACCUCAUGGACUUCAUGCGCUAUCUCCUUGUUCGGCGCGCUGAUUGGGAUCGUCAAAAGGACUUCUAUUCGCAUCCUGCCCACACGUGGUGGAAGUGGCAUGCAUUUAUAAACCGUCAGAAGAGUGAAUCGAACCUCAUAUCCAACUUACGCAACAAGUACGGUGAAAACUUUACCAUUGUGAUGGGAGAUUGGAGCGAUGCCGGUUGAACUGCAAGAUUUCAG